AUUAGUAUGACAUAAAAGUAAAGGCAAGCAACAUUUAAUCAUCAUCUCCAUUUCUCAAAAAUUUAUAGCCCACACAACCUGCAACCUUCGGUAAAACUGAUCUUCACUUUCCUUUGUCUUGUCAAAAGCCACAUGUUCUUCAGUCUCUUCUCAACAAAGAUAUAUAAAGGGAAAAUAUUCCCAUAAUUUUUACAAUAGUUUUUAAACUUUAAAUCCUCAUGGACUUUCUCAAAGUUUCUGACAAGACAACAUCUCCAUAUAGAAGUAACUCUCUGUUUGGUUUGAAUCAGCAACACAUGGAGACUCAUCCUCAUCCUCAUCCCCAUGUCAUUACCCCUUAUGCAGGAAAUGGAGUUAUGGGAUGUUACUACUAUUACCCUUUUACAAACGCGCAACUAAAGGAGCUCGAGAGACAAGCGAUGAUCUACAAGUACAUGAUCGCGUCGAUUCCCGUUCCUGUUGAUCUUCUUGUCUCAUCAUCACCUCCCUGUAAUAAUAAAAACGCUGCCGGAGGAGAUUUAGAGCCGGGAAGAUGCCGGAGAACAGACGGGAAGAAAUGGAGAUGCUCGAAAGAAGUCGUCUCUAAUCACAAAUACUGUGAGAGACACUUGCACAGAGGCCGUCCUCGUUCAAGAAAGCAUGUGGAACUUCCUUAUUCUCGCCCUAGCAGUAGCAACAUUAGUUGUUCCGAGAAAAACAGAGUUCUUAGCUCUAUAAAAGACAAAAGAGUGGAGGUUUCAUCAGCCAGAGGAAUCGAGAUCUUUCCUGUACCGGCGUCUAACGAGCAAGAAAACAAGUAUCUGAACUUUAUAGAUGUCUGGUCCGAUGGAGUGACAUCAUCUGAGAAACAGAGAACCCCUGCUGCUGCUUCUUCUCCCAGUGGCAAUCCUUGUCUUUACUCGCUUGAUCUUUCCAUGGGAGGAAACAACUUGAUGGGCCAGGAUGAAAUGGGCUUAAGGGUUAUCGGGUCGGGUCGUGAUGAUCCGCACGGGUAUGGUCCAUAUGGUGGGGGUGUCGUGUCUUCUUCACUUGAUGAGAUGUCGAGCUGGCUUGCCACCACGCCCGGGGGACCAUUAGCUGAGAUACUGAGGCCGAACCCGAGUUCAGCGUUUUCUGGUGAAAUGGAAGCGAAUAGCUUGACGGCGACUCCCACUCCGAGCUCGUCGCCUUCUAGAGUGGUGAAGAAAGUGACUGGUUCAGUGUCUGAUGAAAGCAGCCAGAUUUAGGAGUUUUAUGGAGUUUGGUGAUGACAGACUUCGUUUCUUGUGCCUCUUUCUUAUUUAAAUCUUUUGUACUUGUAAACUGUAAGCAGUUACUUUCGAUUAAUUAUGGACUUUCUUUCGACA
Molecule: messenger RNA, 1346 nt
Organism: Raphanus sativus (radish)
Lineage: Eukaryota; Viridiplantae; Streptophyta; Magnoliopsida; Brassicales; Brassicaceae
Product: growth-regulating factor 7
Exons: 3
Coding region: 219-1226 (335 amino acids)
Biological process (GO): regulation of DNA-templated transcription; developmental process; DNA-templated transcription
Cellular component (GO): nucleus
Molecular function (GO): ATP binding
Source: RefSeq, a predicted model, not a curated record